AUGCCCCCCUUCUUCUCCCCCCUCCCCGUCUUCACAUCCGCUAUCCUCCUCCGCACCACCCUCCUCUUCUACGGCCUCUGGCAAGACGCCCACUCGCCCCUGAAAUACACAGACAUCGACUACAACGUCUUCACCUCGGCCGCGUCCCUCGUCACGCAGCACCGCUCGCCCUACGACCGCGACACGUACCGCUACACGCCGCUGCUCGCAUGGCUGCUCGUGCCCACCACAAGCACGAGGUGGUGGUUUAAUUUCAGUUUCGGAAAAGUGUUAUUUGCCGCUGGCGAUGUCGUAGCGGGCUGGUUAAUUGUGCUGGUAUUGACGAGGCAGAAGGGCAUGCAGAUGGGUAGGGCCCUGAGGUACGCGAGUAUCUGGCUGCUGAACCCGAUGGUCGCGACGAUUAGUACGAGGGGCAGUUCGGAGGGCCUGUUGGGGGUGCUGGUGGUGGCGCUGCUGUGGGCUGUUAUGGGGAAGAGGAUUGGACUUGCGGGGUUUUUGUUGGGGCUUGGUGUGCAUUUUAAGAUUUAUCCGUUUAUUUAUGCGCCUUCUAUUGUUUGGUGGUUGGAUGAAGAGGAGGUUGGAAACGAAAAGGAAAAGGAAAAGAAGAAGGCAGAAGGGGAGGGAAAGGGAAGUGGUGGUGUUUUUGGAAUGGUCUGGAGGUUUUGUAACGCGGCUAGGAUUAAGCUGGCUGUUGUAAGUCUACUUACUUUCAUGGGAUUAAAUGGGCUUAUGUACUCGAUUUACGGCUGGCCUUUCCUCCAACAUACGUAUCUCCACCACGUAACACGGAUAGACCACCGGCAUAACUUCUCCCCCUACAACACCCUCCUCUACCUCUCCUCCUCCACAUCCUCUGCAUCCUCAUCCCCAUCUUUCCCCUCCUCAUCCCUGCACCUAGAAUCCCUGGCCUUCAUCCCGCAACUCUUCCUCUCAGCCAUCGCUCUCCCUUUGCUCCUAGCAAAGAAAGACCUACCCUCGACAAUGCUAGCACAGACAUUUGCAUUCGUAUCCUUUAACAAAGUCUGCACAAGCCAGUAUUUCCUCUGGUACCUAGUCUUCCUCCCCCUCUACCUGCCCACCUCGACCCUCCUCACGCACCCCGCGCUAGGCCUGCGCGCCGCCUUCCUCUGGGUCGCCACGCAGGGUCUAUGGCUCCAGCAGGCGUUCCGGCUAGAGUUCCUAGGCAUCAGCACCUUCGUGCCGGGUCUGUGGGUGUCCAGCUUACUGUUUUUCUUGUGCAAUGCGUGGGUGUUGGGGAUUAUAGUGGGGGAUAUUGGAGGGACUGAAAGGGAAUCGGCAACGGCUAUAUCAACAUCUACAGGUACAGGUACAGGCACAAGUACUUCCUCACCACUGCCAAUGUCAAUGUCAACGUCGAAAGCAAAAUCACAAUCUCAAGCAUAUGUAAAAUAA
Lachnellula hyalina is the source of this 1413-nucleotide messenger RNA. It is a transcript of the gene gpi14, whose product is annotated as GPI mannosyltransferase. The record is from RefSeq and is a predicted model, not a curated record. Gene Ontology annotation, molecular function: GPI mannosyltransferase activity; alpha-1,4-mannosyltransferase activity. Gene Ontology annotation, biological process: GPI anchor biosynthetic process. The coding region runs from base 1 to 1413 and encodes 470 amino acids. The transcript is spliced from 3 exons. NCBI's taxonomy places the organism in Eukaryota, Fungi, Ascomycota, Leotiomycetes, Helotiales, Lachnaceae. Gene Ontology annotation, cellular component: glycosylphosphatidylinositol-mannosyltransferase I complex; membrane.